Symbiodinium sp. CCMP2456 is the source of this 764-nucleotide messenger RNA. Lineage: Eukaryota; Dinophyceae; Suessiales; Symbiodiniaceae. The record is from the annotation of a GenBank genome assembly.
GUGAAGAGGCCCUGCAGUUGGAGGUCGGCUUGGCGGAGUUCACCGUGGGCCUUCCACGGGCGGCCUCAGCACACAAACCCAAUCCCAACUCGAGUGCUGAGCUUUGGACAUCCUACGAACCCCACCUCGGUGCAACCGACACACUUUGCGCAGAGCUCUGUGCAAACAGCUUGCAUUGCUUCCACUCUUAUCCGGCAGCUGCCGGCUGCUACCUGGUUCUGGGCGACCGCGAAAGUUGGGAGGUCAGCGACCUCGAGCCAGGCACGGAGCCGGAGCGACCCUCAGGCUACGACAAGCGCUUGCUUGGCCAGUUGGAUGGCUGCAGGCUCGACGGAAAGACGGACAAGGGCACGGUAGCAACUGCGCGCUGUGGACAGGUGAAGACGGAGGGAGGGCGGCUCAACUUCAGCGAGGUUCAACCAGACUGGGGCAACGGCGCAGCCACCCUCAGCUUCAACCUGAAUGUCCAGAUCGGUGGGCUGCACUUCGACUCCCACGUCACCCCGAUCUCCUUGCGGCAGGGGCCUGCCCAAGUCACUGACGUGCUGGCUGUCCUUCUCGGCGUGAAGGACAAUGGCACGAGCGUCCUUGGCAGCCAGGGCACCGUGGACGGCCAAGGCAGGAUCGUCAUCAAGGUCUCCAGGUACGAUCCCAGUGCCUAUGAGAGCCUCCGCCUGCUUGUGAUGCCGAUUCUCUCAGACCCAGCCUCCUGGCUUGAAGGCUGGAAGGCUGGCAGGCAGGUGUUGUAUCCACUGUCCAUGUGA